UUGCACCAAAUCUCAAAACAAAUGUGAACACCAAAGACCGGCCGUUGACUGAACAUCACGAAAAGUCGUCGUAAUUAACGGCAAGCUAACACUAGAAAUCUACGACUACAUGUACUCCUAUAGAGUAGUACACGCCUGAAGCCUUCCAACUAUAUAUAAAAACCACUUCCUCACUCUCACUCACUCACUCACCAGCAUCUCAAACAUGGCUACUGCAGCAGCCACUGUCACCACCUUCCUCCUCCUUGUCGUCUCCGUGGCCGGCGCCAUGGCAGCAACCAAAGCACCAUCGUCGUUCCGGACGGUGUACGCGUUCGGCGACUCGUUCACGGACACGGGCAACACGCGCUCCACGACGGGGCCAUACUCCUUCGGCUACGUCUCCAGCUUGCCCUACGGCGCCACCUUCUUCCACCGCCCCACCAACCGCUACUCCGACGGCCGCCUCGUCGUCGACUUCCUCGCCGACCACCUCCGCCUCCCCUCCUUCCUCCCCCCCUACCUCCCAAAUUCCUCCCCCAAUUCCAAUUCCUCCGAUAAAUCCAGCAGCAGCAACAAGUCCGGGGCCGUGGGCGUCAACUUCGCGGUGGCGGGGGCGACGGCGAUCGAGCACGACUUCUUCGUGCGGAACAACCUCACCGUCGACAUCACGCCGCAGUCCAUCAUGACGGAGCUCGCCUGGCUCGACAAGCACCUGGCCGCGGCGGAGAAGAAGAAGAAGGCCGGGAAAGGCGCUGGGAAGAAGAAGGAUCUGGAGGAGGAGGAGGGGAUUGGGGAGGCGCUGUUCUGGGUCGGGGAGAUUGGGGCCAACGACUACGCGUACAGCUUCAUGGCGGCGGACACCGUGUCGCCCAAGAACAUCCAGGCCAUGGCCGUCGCCAGGGUCGCCUCCUUCGUCGAGGAGCUGCUGAAGAGAGGCGCCAAGUACAUAGUGGUGCAAGGGCUGCCGCUCACCGGCUGCCUGCCGCUGGCAAUGACGCUGGCCAGGCAGGAGGACCGUGACAACAUCAGCUGCGUGGCCUCGGUGAACCAGCAGAGCUACGACCACAACCGGCUCCUCCAGGCAGACCUGAACCGGCUCCGGCAGAAGCACCCCGGCGCCUCCAUCGCCUACGCCGAUUACUACGCCGCGCACCUCGCCGUCAUGCGCAGCCCGGCGAGGCACGGCUUCACGGAGCCCUUCAAGACCUGCUGCGGCACGGGCGGCGGCGCCUACAACUUCGAGAUCUUCUCCACCUGCGGCUCGCCGGAGGUCGCCACGGCCUGCGCCCAGCCUGCCAAGUAUGUCAACUGGGACGGCGUCCACAUGACUGAGGCCAUGUACAAAGUCGUCGCCGGCAUGUUCUUCGAGGACAACUCCGGUAAGUACUGCCGCCCGGCCUUCAGCUCCCUGCUGACCAAGAAAGGCCAUGGCAAGUAAGCUGCCAGCAUCAACAUCUUCAUCAUCAUCAUCAGCAGCAGCAGCAGCAGAUUGGUAAAUUGUAAUGGUAGAGUUGUGACCUUGUUCUGAAUCCAGAGUCAGCAGUUUGGUAAUGGUAGAACUGUAACCUUGUUCUGAAUCCAGUGUGAUUUGUCAGACAGAUGUAUGGCAGUGUGUGGCAGGGUCAAAUAAAGAUCAACCUAGAGUUUCAGGCUAAA
This is a messenger RNA of Brachypodium distachyon (stiff brome), 1638 nucleotides long. RefSeq names its product GDSL esterase/lipase At3g48460. The record is from RefSeq and is a predicted model, not a curated record. The transcript is spliced from 2 exons. Gene Ontology annotation, molecular function: hydrolase activity, acting on ester bonds. The coding region runs from base 206 to 1420 and encodes 404 amino acids. Lineage: Eukaryota; Viridiplantae; Streptophyta; Magnoliopsida; Poales; Poaceae.